ACGCAGCUCCUGUGGCCCAGUCCUCCUGCGGUACUUCUCUCUUCACCUCACCCGCAUCUCCCCGCUGGCAGACGGACUCUUUCCUUUGCUCUUCCGCACUUUUACAUUCACACCUUUCCAGAAUGGAUCCGACUGGAACUCUGGUUUUCCUCCUCUCCGUUGUCGUUACCGUGAGCUGCACCACGGGCCCGUUAGUGGACGUCGUUGUCGAUCGGUACGACAUACCCAAAGUUUGUCCUCGGGAAGUGCAAACGGAGGAUUUUGUCCGUUAUCAUUUUAACGGCACCUUCCACGCAGACGGGAAAAAGUUUGACUCCAGUCAUGACCGAGGCAAGGCCUUCAUCAGCCAGGUCGGCUUGGGCAGACUCAUCACGGGGAUGGACCGCGGGCUUCAGGGCAUGUGCGUCAACGAACGCAGGAGAGUCAUAGUCCCCCCACACCUGGCCUACGGGAGCGUGGGAACAGGUGGUGUAAUUCCUCCUGACGCCGUGUUGGUGUUUGAUGUUCUCCUGCUGGACAUAUGGAGCACCGAGGACAAGGUCCAGAUCCGAACGCUCGUCAAACCUCCAAGCUGCAAGCGCAAGGCCGCGGCGUCCGAUUAUGUCCGUUACCACUAUAACGGCACACUGCUGUCUGGUGCAGCCUUCGACUCCAGUUACUCGAGGAAUAAGACCUAUGACACCUACCUGGGACAGGGCUACCUGAUCAAAGGCAUGGACGAAGGUCUUGUGGGCAUGUGUGUUGGGGAAAGGAGGCUCAUCAUCGUCCCGCCCUUCCUGGCAUAUGGAGAGAACGGCUCUGGAACUCAGAUCCCUCCCCAGGCUACGCUGGUGUUCGAGGUGCUGAUGAUCGACGUGUUCAACCCUAAGGAUGAUCUGAUCGUGGAGGUGAAGAAGGUUCCCAAAGGCUGCACACGCAGGACCGUGACCGGAGAUUACAUCCGCUACCACUACAACGGUACCUUCCAGGACGGCACCCCCUUCGACUCGAGCUACCAGCGAAACAGCACCUAUAACACGUACAUCGGCAUGGGAUAUGUGAUCCAAGGGAUGGACAAAGCCCUGCAGGGUCUGUGCAUAGGAGAGAAGAGAAGGAUUACUGUCCCUCCUCACAUGGCGUACGGCGAAGACGGAGUCGGAGACCUCAUUCCUAGCUCCGCCGUGCUGGUCUUUGACAUUCACGUCAUCGACUUCCACAACCCCAAAGACCUGGUCCAGAUUAAAGUCACCCACAAGCCUCAGGAAUGCAACAUGACCAGCGAAGCUGACGAUUUGAUUCAGUAUCGUUAUAACUGCUCCAUGAUGGACGGCACCCUGCUGUACUCCUCGGACCAUUACGACUCACCUUCCAUCACGACGCUCGGAGAAAACAAGGUGAUCCCAGGUCUGGAGAGAGGUUUGCUUGGCAUGUGUGUGGGUGAGAGGAGGGAGGCGGUCGUUCCACCACACUGGGGACACGGUGAAAAUGGAGCUGGAGAAGUUCCUAGGAGUGCGGUGCUCUUCUUUGAGCUGGAGUUAGUGGACCUGCAGAAGGGCGUGCCCGAAGGCUUCAUGUUUGUGUGGCUGGGAGACGGACCCGAUCAGCUCUUCCCUGCGAUGGACCUCAACGGCGACAAAGAGGUCCCUCUAGAGGAGUUUUCAGCCUUCAUCAUGCUCCAAGUUAAAGAGGGCAAAGGUCGUCUUCGGCCUGGGUUGGAUGCCGACAGCAGCAUUAAGGACAUGUUCAAUAACCAGGACCUCAACAGAGAUGGGAAGAUCAUAGAGGAUGAACUCAAACCUAAUGCGGAUGAGGAGACCGAGACGAGACGAGACGAGCUGUAAAGGGGGAUGUGCAGUAUUUCAGUAGUGGCGAGGGACAGGCAGUGCAGUGGCUGGGGGUUAUACUGACAUCUUAGCAUCUGUCGUGCAACUAUUUUGAAAAUGGCAGCUUUGCCACAUUGUGUUUGAAAUAUACGAAUGCCCUCUUGCACCUACCGCAGUAGAACGGGCCGUGAUCCUAACGGAGCUCAACACAGACAGGAAACAUCUUUAAUUGACGGGUCAGCGUGUUGUGCAAAGGGAACAGGUGUUUGAAAAUGUGAAAGGAAGAAAAAUUGUCUGUAGUGAAACUGUAUUCAGGCACAUUUGAACAUUUGGGCUGGGCCCUUCUUCCAGAAUAUUACAUCUUAUAUAAACUAGUAGUCAAGUGCAGUGCCUCAUAUAAAAAUGAUGAAGAAAACACUGGUUGUACAGUAAAAUUUGGAGUGAAAAUCUGUUAUUGAAAAUGAUAUUACAACGUGUAGAACAUAAAAUAACCUGUUUUUGUAAUAAAA
Messenger RNA from Morone saxatilis (striped sea-bass), 2311 nucleotides. RefSeq names its product FKBP prolyl isomerase 10a (gene fkbp10a). Gene Ontology annotation, molecular function: peptidyl-prolyl cis-trans isomerase activity. The transcript has 10 exons. NCBI's taxonomy places the organism in Eukaryota, Metazoa, Chordata, Actinopteri, Moronidae. The coding region runs from base 123 to 1820 and encodes 565 amino acids. The record is from RefSeq and is a predicted model, not a curated record.